Molecule: messenger RNA, 983 nt
Organism: Saccostrea echinata
Lineage: Eukaryota; Metazoa; Mollusca; Bivalvia; Ostreida; Ostreidae
Product: dendrite extension defective protein 1-like
Exons: 7
Coding region: 1-963 (320 amino acids)
Molecular function (GO): scavenger receptor activity
Source: RefSeq, a predicted model, not a curated record
AUGCGGAUUACACUGUUAGCUAUAUAUAGCAAGGCGUACGAAAAUUUAGCACUGGGGAGACCUGCGUAUCAACAAUAUAACUGGUCCCCUAUACUCGCGGGAGCAGCCAAGGCAGUAGAUGGACAAUAUUUAGAUCGCUCACACAGGGGGAAUGAGUGUACAAUAUCAGAUGAUAAUAAGGAGACAGCGUUGUGGAGAGUUGAUCUAGGGAGUGUUGUCAGUAUCAGCCACAUCGACAUCUACUACAGGACGGACAAUGAGCCAAGUCCUGGUCGUUAUUAUGAUCGAUUUGCAGGGUUUUAUCUGUACGUUUCAAAUACAACGUUGAAAGACGAUGGUCAUCUUUGUUUCCAUGAAAUGCAGAAUGCGAUUGGUACACCUGUUGAGGACCAGAGCAUCAACUGCUCUGUACAGGGACGAUAUGUUAUAUUCUACAACAAUAAUGAACGGAAACCGGAUGCGACGUAUCCUAGCUACUAUUCAACAUAUGCAUAUAAUGAUUUGUGUGAAGUGCAAGUUUGGGGUUGCCCUAAUACGUCAUACUACGGAGAAAAAUGCAGCAAUAGGUGUCCUGAUAAGUGCCAGGAGGGUAGGUGUGACGUAACAGGGGACUGUUAUGGAUGCGUGCCAGGUUAUCAAGGUCCUCGCUGCAGUCAGGUCUGUAAUGACCUUCGGUAUGGAUUGGGAUGUGCUUUCACCUGUGGUCACUGCAGUGAGGACGAAACCUGUCACCAUGUCAACGGCACUUGUAUGAAUGGUUGUAAUUACGGAGUGGAAGGAGAUAAAUGCCAGAAUGCAUGUCAACCUGGUAAUUACGGACGUGAUUGUAAACAUGUAUGCAGCCAAAACUGUGCAGUAACCAAUCGAUGUAACAGGACAACAGGGAAGUGUGACGGAGGCUGCAAAACAGGAUGGAAGGGAAUUCAAUGUGAUCAAAGUAUGUUUACACGAAUUUUUGAAUAAAAAUAAGAACUUAAUUAUAU